Messenger RNA from Cuscuta campestris, 1119 nucleotides. The record is from the annotation of a GenBank genome assembly. NCBI's taxonomy places the organism in Eukaryota, Viridiplantae, Streptophyta, Magnoliopsida, Solanales, Convolvulaceae.
AUACCUUCUCGGCGGAAGAGGGGACAACUGUAAACCAGCCCUUAUCCUGCUAGUCUCCCCCUUCACUCCGUCAUCGACGACUGCCAUGACCGGGUUCGCCGGCCUCAAGCUGGCCUUCUGCCCCAAUACCUCUGUCGCCUCUUUCAGCUCCCCGUCCCUUCCAUUUUCAUCUCCCAAUUUACAUCCCAAUGUGGUCUCCUUUCGCUUCAAGUUCCCUAGACUAUGCGCGAUUUCCAGCAACGAUAUUGAAAUCGGCCGCAACAUUGAAGUGGACGGAUGUCCUUGGAGGGUUAUGGAGUUUCUACAUGUGAAACCUGGCAAAGGAGCUGCAUUUGUGAGAACCACAUUGCGAAACUAUGUCACGGGAAACACAGUCGAGAAAACAUUUCGAGCUGGAUGUAAGGUGGAAGAAGCAGAUAUUUUCAAGGAAACGAAACAAUUCACUUAUAAAGAUGGUUCACAGUUUGUGUUCAUGGACAUGAGUACGUACGAUGAGUUUCGCCUCAAUGAGUCAGAUGUUGGGGAUAAAACAAAGUUUCUUAAGGAGGGCAUGCAAUGCAAUUUACUCUUUUGGAAAGAAAAAGUAAUUGACUUUGAACUCCCAAUCACAGUGAAGUUAACAGUGGUUGAUGUUAAUCCUGGUCUUAAAGGAGACACUGUACAAGGUGGAACGAAACCUGCUACCCUUGAGACCGGUGCCAUUGUUAAUGUUCCGUUGUUCAUAGAAAGAGGACAGGAGAUUUUGGUGGACACUAGAACCGGGCAAUACAUGAGUCGAGCAUAGUAGGUUUCCCUGUCACACAUAAUUGCCCAAUAUGGUUUUUUCUUCCUUUGAAAUGCCAUUUUAAAUGGAUGUUUGCGAAUUUGUGUCAUUGCUCAAUGAGUUUGAUAUAAGAGGCUUAUAUAUUUGCAGACAUUGUGAAACUAGUACAUACAAGCAUCUUGAAGGAGACAAAAAGAUAUGCACAUUUGCCGUUUUAACCCUUCUGUUUGGUGCCCAUUGGUUGUCAAAAAUUGAAUUCGAGUUUCCCCCUUUAGGGACCAUUGCUCAACCAAGCAACGCCACCGGUAGAAGAUGAAAAACUAAAGGAAGAUGCAAGGUGCCAAGUGAAGUAGGAG